Messenger RNA from Camelina sativa (false flax), 606 nucleotides. The record is from RefSeq and is a predicted model, not a curated record. NCBI's taxonomy places the organism in Eukaryota, Viridiplantae, Streptophyta, Magnoliopsida, Brassicales, Brassicaceae.
AUGUAUUUGAGUCGAUCGAUUAAGCAACUUCUUGUGGAAUCUAGUUCCGUACUAGCAAAUUGUGAUAGAUUUUCAUCAUGGACAGAUAUGAAAGAUUGUAAGAGGAAAAUUGAUGUGGGGACUUAUGAUCCUCGUGAGUUUGGUGGUUUCUUUGGGUCUUUUGAUGACUCUGGCAAGCUGACUUCCAUCGGCAUGUAUGUGUGUCCCAUUACAAGGUUCAAUGACGCACCCCUCGGAAGCAACUACAAAGUCACCAAUGAUGAUGAAGACGACGACCAACCCACUCUCUACCAAUCAUAUGAUCAUCCUUUAGCCACAGUCAACCAUAAUGGGACGCGUGAAUAUCAAAUGCCUCAUGAUCAUGAGCUCUCUGAUGGUUAUAAUGUCAAGGCCAUCGUUCAUAAGCCCAAGUUCGAAGACAAGAUGAGUCUCUACCAAUCAUCUGAUCGUCUAGCCAGAAGCACUAACAAUCGGACACUUGAGUAUCAAAUGCCUCAUGAGUUCUCCGAUGGUUAUCAUGUCAAUCCCAUUAUUGGUCGUAAGCCUAAGCUCAAAGAUGGGAUAUUCUCAAAGUUGGGGCGCCUUUUCAGAAAUCUCUUGGAUUAA